AAGCAUCAGUUCUCCAAGGAAAUCCAACCAUGUCAUCCCCAAUCGUCACUCUGCUUCUCGUCGGGAUCUGCUGCCUGUCCUUCGCCCAAGUGGCCAGGUCGGAGUGCUGCACUGCCAGGGAGGUGGUGUCUUACAAGAUGGACAGAGGCGACUGCCAGGACGUGGGCGGCCAUGGAGACUAUCCGCUCAGGUGCGAAGUGACGAUCUGCGCCGACGGAGUUGCCCAGGUGGGCACCUUCUGUGGCCAGGGAUCGUGCAACAUCUUUGGAUGCCAUUGCGAUGGCGGCUGCCUGUUCGGCGAAUGGUCCGAGGACUUUGCGAGGAAGAACCAGAAAUACGGCAUCCACAUCGUUGAUGUCAGGAGGAUACCAUUAUAGAUUCUUUUUCGGCCAUGAGUGCCCUUAUCACAUGUGCAACCAAUAAAAAGAAGCUUUAUUUGCAUUCCCAGAUGCUUAGCAUACAGAAA
Molecule: messenger RNA, 466 nt
Organism: Drosophila yakuba
Lineage: Eukaryota; Metazoa; Arthropoda; Insecta; Diptera; Drosophilidae
Product: protein Diedel
Exons: 1
Coding region: 30-377 (115 amino acids)
Source: RefSeq, a predicted model, not a curated record